This is a messenger RNA of Populus euphratica (Euphrates poplar), 1322 nucleotides long. RefSeq names its product myb-related protein Myb4-like. Lineage: Eukaryota; Viridiplantae; Streptophyta; Magnoliopsida; Malpighiales; Salicaceae. The transcript is spliced from 3 exons. The coding region runs from base 120 to 971 and encodes 283 amino acids. The record is from RefSeq and is a predicted model, not a curated record.
GCCUUGUAAGCUUGAGAGCAAUUAGUGAAAAUCAUUGUUCUCUAAGGCAUCGAAGGAGGAUAAGAGAGAAUUAAUCUAUACUGUUCAUUCAAGUUCAUACAUAAACAAAAGAAAACGACAUGGUGAGGGCUCCUUGCUGUGAGAAAAUGGGAUUGAAAAGGGGGCCAUGGACACCUGAAGAAGAUCAGAUCUUGAUCUCCUACGUUCAGAAAUAUGGCCAUAGCAAUUGGCGUGCGCUGCCUAAGCAAGCUGGUUUACAAAGAUGUGGCAAGAGUUGCAGACUCCGAUGGGUAAACUACUUGCGGCCAGAUAUAAAGAGAGGCAACUUCAGCAAGGAAGAAGAGGAAACUAUCAUCAAGUUGCAUGAAGUUCUUGGAAAUAGGUGGUCGGCAAUUGCAUCAAGAUUACCAGGAAGGACAGACAAUGAGAUUAAGAAUGUAUGGCACACCCACUUGCUAAAAAGACUCAAACAAAAUGGCGAAUCCAAGUCACAACAACACAUCAGAAUACCAGACUGUCAUCUCAAUGACAAUAAACUGUCACAAUCGGCAAAUUCGACUGUUCCUUUUCUUUCAGGGUGCAAGAGCAUAGAGGACGCGCAAAUGUCCCCUCAACCCUCUUCUAGUGAUCACUCCUCAAUCACUGAUACUUCAGAAACAAACAACACCGGCUUGAUCAAGGUUGAAAACAUAGACUCAUCAGAGAUUUAUCCGGUGAUUGAUGAAGAUUUCUGGUCAGAACCAGAAAUGGUUGAGAAUUCUGGCAUGCCAUCAUCAAGUUUUCUAGACGACUCACAAUUUCCAUUCCCCUCACCAGACACUGUGGAACCGGCAGGAUGUAAUGGUUACGGUCCAAAGGUUGACGAUAACAUGGGAUUUUGGUACAACCUUUUUAUUAAAUCUGGGGGAAUAGAAGAACUACCAGUUCAAUACUUACAGAGGUAUAACUAUCUGGCGGAUGAAAGAAUCUGAACACUAUGGUGCCUUGUUUUCGACUUCUUCGACAUCGAAAGUACCUGGAAAAUGUGGGGGUAGACUUGUCCAAGUCCUAAUGAUAGAAUCAUUGGUUGAAGAAGAAAAAAGAAAUGCUAGUCUAGAAAAAAAAAGAAAAAAGGGCGAUUAUUCCCUUGAUUUGCUGCAAAUUGAGAGGACAAAAAGAAGAAUAAAGUGGGCUACAUAUAUAGGAAAUUUUUGUAUAGAGACAAGGGAUGUCUAAAGGGUGGAAUCUUCGUUGAACAAAUGUUUAUGAUGAAUCUUUUUAUUCAUAAAACUCUAACCAUUAUGUAGAUCAAAAUAGUGAAUUAAUGUUAUGAAUCCUGGAUU